UGUACAAUUUUCAACAGCAGGAAACAAUGCCAAACUUUUCAGAACUGUCCAAUAUGAGUCCUCUUACAGUUGGAUUGGACGUGCAUUUGAAAGAAUUGAAGAGAAAGCUUCUCAAUCAUGGGGAGUCAUCAAUUCUUGUUCUGACUGGCCCCGCUGGAUGUGGAAAAUCCACAUUGGCAAAAGCUUUUUGUCAAGAUGAAGAAGUUAAAGAUAAAUUCAAGGACAAUAUCUUCUUUGUUACGGUUUCGAAGAAGCUGAGCGUAGACCUCAUUGCACUGCAAAUACUAUGUCAACUCAAGGAUGAGGUACCUCAAGUUGAAAACCAAGUCACUGCAGUUGAGUGGCUGGGAAAUUUUCUGAAAGAAGCAGGACAAAAUCCUUUACUGUUGGUCCUGGAUGAUGUUUGGCAUGUGUCAGAAUUCCUUGAUAACAACAAUGAAUUGAAAAUAGAAAAUCUCAAGAUUUUGGUGACAUCAAGAUCUGAACUUCUAGGAUUUGGUUCCCCAUAUUAUAUAAAUGCAUUGAGUGAAGAAGAGGCAAUGACUCUAAUUCGACGUUCAGCAUUCCUGGAAGAUAGGAGCUCUUAUGUUCCAGAAGAUAUCCUGAGAAAGAUAGUAAAGCACUGUAAGGGAAACGCACUUGCCCUUACAGUCAUCGGAAGAUCACUGUGCAGGAUGCCAAUAGAUAUCUGGCAAAAAAGAGUAGAGGAACUGUCGAAAGAUUCUUCUAUUUCUAACUGUGAGAGUGAUCUGCUUUCUUGCCUCAAAAUCAGUUAUGAUGCCUUGGCUGAAAAUUCUGUUCUGAAGGAGUGUUUCUUGGACCUUUCUCUAUUUCCUGAAUACCAAAGAGUCCCUGCUGAUGCCCUCACUGAUAUGUGGGCAGAGUUAUAUGGACUAGGUGAAAAUAUUCUACCCAUUAUGAACCUCCAAGAGCUCACUACCCGGGGUCUGGCUAAACUUGUAGGCACAAGGAAGGAGAAAGUGGAGGUGGAUGGCUACUACAGUACACUCUGUUUUAACAUGCACGAUAUUAUAAGAGAGCUGGCUAUCCAUCUGACUAGUCAGAAACCGAUAGACCAGAGAAACAGACUGCAUAUAGAAAUUCUUGGAGGCAAGCUUCCUCACUGGAUCAAUCAUCUUCUAGAACAGAAGUAUCAGCCUAUGAAGGCUCACCUAGUAUCGAUCUCAACUGACGAAGUAUUUUCACAAAAAUGGCACAACAUGCAACUACCAGAAGCAGAGGUUCUAGUUCUGAAUUUUCAAACAGAGAAUUAUGCAUUACCUGAAUUUGUGCAAAACAUGGGAAAUUUGAAGGUUCUAAUAGUCACAAGUUGUGGUACCUUACCUGCUUUCUGGCCUGUCGGUUUCUUACCUGCUCAAUUGAGUAAUUUUCAACUACUCAGUUCAUUACCAAAUCUGAGAACAAUCAGACUAGAGGGCAUUUCAAUUUCUUCCAUAAGCAUGCACUCCAUACAAUUGAAGAGCCUGCAAAAGAUAUCUCUGUUCAACUGUCGCAUUGGUCAAACUUUCAGCAACACUUCCAUCCAACUUUCAGAUGCAUUUCCGAAUCUGGUGGAAACAAAUAUUGACCACUGCAAUGAUUUGGUGACAUUGCCUGGCAUCUGUGAUCUUGUUAAUCUAAAGAAGCUAAGUCUCAUCCGCUGUCAUUAUCUAUCUGCUUUGCCUCCAAAGAUCGGAAAGUUGUCCAAAUUAGAAGUUUUAAGGCUGAAGUCAUGCACAGUCUUAGAGAUGUUGCCAGGUUCGAUUGUGAAGCUCAAUAAGUUAGUAUUUCUUGACCUAUCUUAUUGCAAACGCCUUAAGGAGCUUCCUGAUGUCAUUGGACUGAGCAAUUUGAAAACAAUCGACAUGAGACAGUGCUCAAGACUGCAAAUGCUGCCACCCUCUGUUUUGUAUCUUAAGCAGUUACAGGAAGUGAUAUGCGAUGAAGAGACAGAGAAGUUAUGGAAACCCUUGUUGCCCCGCCUCAAAAACCUGCGCAUUAAGUUUAGGUUUCCCGAGAUUCAUUUCUGAGUCCUCUUUUACUCAAUAAAUGUUGCUCCACAACGAGCCGAGCUAUGAUUGGUUGUCAUGCAGAUCAAACUUGGAUCAGGGCUGAUCUUUUGUCUUCACUUUUCAAGCUGUCGUUUGUCUGUAACUUGGCACGGUGGUCAAGUUUUUUCUGUUUGAUAUAUCCUCUUCCCUCGUGUGUGUUUAUGAUUUUGGAUUUGGUCUCUUGUUGGGGUUAGGUCCACUUGUUUUGGAUCCCUUCGGCUUGGCCUUUACAUGGUUUUGCCCUACUGGGCUUCAAUAAUGUGAUUGUUGUAAUCUUGUUCAAGACGUUAUAGUUUCGUGGUGACAGCUUUGCAUCUCUAUUGUCAAAAUAAAUCUACAUGAAACCUUUGUGCA
Molecule: messenger RNA, 2405 nt
Organism: Rosa rugosa (rugosa rose)
Lineage: Eukaryota; Viridiplantae; Streptophyta; Magnoliopsida; Rosales; Rosaceae
Product: probable disease resistance protein At5g66900
Exons: 6
Coding region: 27-2030 (667 amino acids)
Biological process (GO): defense response to fungus
Molecular function (GO): ADP binding
Source: RefSeq, a predicted model, not a curated record